This is a messenger RNA of Ichthyophthirius multifiliis, 1498 nucleotides long. RefSeq lists its product as hypothetical. Gene Ontology annotation, biological process: formation of translation preinitiation complex; positive regulation of translational fidelity. Gene Ontology annotation, molecular function: GTPase activity; translation initiation factor activity; GTP binding. Gene Ontology annotation, cellular component: cytosol; eukaryotic translation initiation factor 2 complex. Lineage: Eukaryota; Ciliophora; Oligohymenophorea; Hymenostomatida. The transcript is spliced from 4 exons. The record is from RefSeq and is a predicted model, not a curated record.
AAAAUAAAAAUAGAAAAAAAUCAACAAAUCAACAAAUGACAGAUAAUAGAUUACAAUAAAAAGAAAUAGAGGAAUUAAUGUAAAGAAAUCCUCACUUGAAAGUUUAAACUUACGAUCAAAUUCCCAAUUUAUCAACUCUUUCGCCUGAAGUUAUAUCUCGUUAAGCAACAAUAAACAUUGGUACUAUAGGUCAUGUUGCCCACGGAAAAUCAACAUUAGUCCGUGCCAUAUCCGGAGUCCAUACUGUAAAAUUUUAAUAAGAGAAAGUCCGUAACAUUACAAUCCGUUUAGGUUAUGCAAACGCUAAAAUAUUUAAAUGUCCAAAAUGUCCAUCUCCUGAAUGUUAUAAAUCAUUCGAAAGUUCCAAAAAUGACGAUGCGAAAUGUCCUAAUGAAAACUGCGAAACUAUAAUGGAAUUAGUUCGUCAUGUAUCAUUCGUAGAUUGCCCCGGUCAUGAUAUUUUGAUGAGUACAAUGUUAACUGGAGCAGCUGUAAUGGAUGCUGCUUUAUUAAUAAUAGCAGGAAAUAUGAGUUGUCCCUAGCCUUAGACUGCUGAGCAUUUAGCUGCUGUUGAUAUUAUGAAAUUGAAGUAAAUUUUAAUCAUAUAGAAUAAGGUUGAUGUUAUUUUCAAAGAUCCUUAGGCUGCUUAGAAUAAUUAUAAAGAAAUUAAAAAUUUCAUUUUGGGAACAAAUGCUGAAAACUCACCUAUUAUACCAUGUUCGGCUUAAUUGAAAUAUAAUGUUGAUGCUGUAUGUUAGUAUAUUUGCUCCUAUUUUGCUGUACCUUUAAGAGAACUUUAAGUACCACCUAAAUUAAUCAUUAUUAGGUCCUUUGAUGUCAAUAAACCGGGGGCGACUGUCAAUAAGUUGAAAGGAGGCGUUGUUGGAGGAUCUAUUCUUUAAGGAGUACUUAAAAUAGGAGAUGAAAUAGAAAUUAGACCAGGUCUAAUUAAUAAAGAUGCAAAUAAUAACGUUAAAUGUACACCUAUUAAGUCCAGAGUAGUGUCUUUAUUAGCGGAAAAAAAUGAAUUACUUUAUGCUGUACCUGGAGGACUUAUUGGUGUCGGGUUACUAGUGGAUCCAUCCAUUACUAGAAAUGAUAGAUUGGUAGGAAAUGUGUUAGGAUAUCCGGGAAAAUUACCUGAUAUUUAUACUAAAAUUGAAGUCAAUUAUUAUCUUUUGAAAAGAUUAAUUGGAGCGAAAGUUGAAGGGGAUUCUAGAACUCAUAGAAUUUAAAAAAUCACUUAAGAAAUUCUUAAAUUUAAUGUUGGAUCUACUGAAACUCCAGGAAGAGUUGUUGAAGUUAAAGAGAAUGUUAUGAUGGUAGAAUUAAAUCUUCCUAUUUGUACUUAAAUUGGUGAAAAAGUAGCUUUUUCAAGAAGAAUUGAUAAAAAGUUUAGAUUAAUUGGUUGGGGUGUUAUUAAAUCAGGAAAAACUAUUAAUUAAUGAUUUCUUUUUUAUAUUUAAAAUGUUUUUUAUUUAAAAAAUUGAUUUUCUAU